AUGGGUAAUCGUGAAUCAACUGCCAAUGGAGCCGAGGAGAGCGAAGGAAAUAGUGUUCCAGAUUAUUAUACCCUCUUAGAUGUGGACGAGAGUGCCACUGCGGAAGAGAUCAAGCGCUCAUUCCGGAAACUAGCGCUCGUACACCAUCCCGACAAGAAUCAGGACGAUGUCGAAGGUGCAACAAAGCGAUUUGCAGCUUUACAACAAGCAUACGAGGUUCUGAGUGACGAACAAGAGAGGGCUUGGUAUGACAACCAUAGAGCUUCGCUGGUCCCAGAACCCGACGCCCAGACCGUGUUCGAAGAUAUUAAACGGGGAGCUCCCCCUCCUCGGGCUCGGGAUCGCGGAUUAACAGUCCGUCAUUUGACUCAAUUCUUUGAUCCAUCCAUCUUCUCUGGAUUUGAUGACGGAGAAAACAGUUUCUUCACUAUUUACCGCAAUCUGUUCAACCGACUUGCACACGAUGAGUCACAAUUUGUCGAAAUGCCGUAUCCUUCGUUCGGUUACUCUACCUGGCCCUGGACUCCUGCCUCAAAGAGCGAUGCCGAGCAGGCCGCCCGGACUUUCUACAAUUUUUGGUUGAAUUUUGUCACUAGUAAAGAUUUCAAUUGGGCUGAGCUCUGGAAUACCACCGAUGCUCCAGAUCGACGAAUUCAUGACAACCUAAAUAACGAAAUUGGUCUCAGGCUUAUGGAGCGUGAAAACAAGAAGGCUCGUGAUGAUGCUCGUAAAGAAUAUACCGACACGAUUAGAUCGCUAGCCAUGUUUAUCCGCAAGCGGGAUCCUAGGUAUAAAGCCCACUUGGCUCAUCAAUCACAAACCCCACCCACCGCGUCAGGGUCGCGCACUCCGGCGCCUCGCGCGACUGCUCAACCCGGUACGGCUACGGCUAUACUAGACUUUGUUGAGCAGGACUGGCAGAAGACAACCCUAGGAAAUGAUGAGGCAGACAUUGAGUGGGCAGCUGCAGAGGGUACGGAGGACCCGGAAGUAUGGGAGUGCGUCGCAUGUGGGAAGAGCUUCCGUAGCGAGGCAGCAUGGGACAGCCAUGAACGGAGCAGGAAACACAUGAAGGCGGUUGAAAUACUAAAAAAGCAGAUGCUCGAAGACGAUGAGGAACUCGGGCUUGGGGGGGAAGACGAGGUGCCGGAUAGCAUUGAAGACGGUGGGGAACUUAGUGGAGCAACGAUGGCUAAUGAGCCAGAUCAGGCACCCCCACGCCUCCCGAGUCCAUUUGAGUCGCCCACAAAAUCGAGCAAGAGUACACUUCACAUUCACAAUGACGACGACGACGACGACGAAGAUUCCCAAUCUCAGCAGCAACGACGCCAGGAGAGCAAGAAGCUACGGGCUGUUUCUCCCGUGCCUCCACCGAAGUCGGUCAGGAAAACCAAGACUCGGUCCGUUAAUGGCGCGGUACACAAUAGUACGCUUGGUGAUGCGCACACGAGUCCCGAGAGUGUCAGUCAGCAACCCGACCCGGAUAGAGACUGCGCGCCGGGCCCUGAGUUUGACCAUGCGGAAAUUAGCGAAGAGCCACAUGCGUCUCUCUCCUUGCCGGAGCUAUCCAAGCGAGAGAAGAGGAAGGCCAGGGAGGCGGCCAAGGCUGCACGAGGAGCUGUAGCUACUCCGGAGCUGCGGUGCAAUGUCUGCAACACAAUGUUCGAGAGUCGCACAAAGUUGUUCGCGCACAUCAAGUCCUCGGGACACGCGCUUGCUACGCCAGCCGAAAACAAUCAAGGAACGAGGAAAGGGAAGAAGGGAAAAAAGUGA
Molecule: messenger RNA, 1773 nt
Organism: Fibroporia radiculosa
Lineage: Eukaryota; Fungi; Basidiomycota; Agaricomycetes; Polyporales; Fibroporiaceae
Exons: 8
Coding region: 1-1773 (590 amino acids)
Cellular component (GO): cytoplasm
Source: RefSeq, a predicted model, not a curated record